Petromyzon marinus (sea lamprey) is the source of this 5648-nucleotide messenger RNA. NCBI's taxonomy places the organism in Eukaryota, Metazoa, Chordata, Hyperoartia, Petromyzontiformes, Petromyzontidae. The record is from RefSeq and is a predicted model, not a curated record.
ACUGUUACACGUUCGCACUCUCUCACACACAUACAACACACUAACCACACACAACUGAGACUCGCACGACACACACCCUAACACACACACACUCCUACGCGCACACACUCUCACACAUUAACAGUCUUACGCGCGCGACAUCGCCGAGUUCCCCGUGAAGUUUCGGGGGUGCGAGUUUGACUCCGGGAUGGGCCGGGGGGUGGUGGGGUUGGGAGGAGGAACCCGCUGUGCCCCCUUCGCCGCGACCCCCUCGACCAGACCCUUGUAAGGGGGUCCUCCCGCGGGCUGGGACUGGUGACCCCUCGGGAUCCCCUCGGGAUCCCCUCCGCCGCGAUGCCUUCAGCGGCAUCGACUCGCAGCGUCAAGUCGCGCGGCGGUCCCUGCGGGACGGACGAUGGAGAUGCCUCCACGACGCACGCGUUCAAGACCAAGACGUUCAAGAGGCCCAAGCCGUGCCUUGCGUGCCGGCAGGACGUGUGUGGCCAGGCCCACUCGUGCCGUGCUUGCAAGCUCGCGUGCCACAAGAAGUGCCUGUGCAAGGCUCCUGCAUGCAGACCAGCGCUGAGCAACGAGCAGCCAAGCGGCUCCAAGAGGAGCAUCGCGUCCAUUUCAGCCCCCAGGUCUCCGUCCAGCGCGAGCAGCAGGGCCAGCUCACGGGCAUUCUCCUACUCUGAGCUGGCGAUGUUGCCGGGCAGUGGCUGUGCGGACGAGCUGGACCUCACCUACGUCACCGAGCGGAUCAUCUCGGCGUGCUUCCCCACGGCGCAGCGCGAUGACGACUACGGCGCCGCGCUGGAGCGCACGCUCGGCAUGCUGCGGCACAAGCACGGAGACACCUGCCUGAUCCUGAACCUCUCGGAGCAGAACCACGACCUGAGCAAGAUGACGCGGCAUGUGGUGAGCGUGAGCUGGCCGGAGGAUCACGCCCCGCCACUCGAGGCCGUGUGCCGCCUGUGCAAGUCGGCGGACGCGUGGCUGGGCGCCGCGCCCGCCCACGUCCUCGUGCUGCUGUGCCGGGGCGGGCGCGGCAAGCCGGGCACCGUGGUGGCGGCGUACAUGCACUACAGCGGCGUGUGUGCCAGCGCUGAGCAGGCGCUGGACACGUUCGCCAUGAGGAAGUUCUACGAGGACAAAGCGCUGCCCGUGUCCCACCCCUCCCAGAAGAGGUACGUCAACUACUUUGGCCAGCUGCUGGCGGGCGUCAUCAAGAUGAACAGCGCUCCCCUCUUCCUCCACCAUGUCCUCAUCAGCGGCGUCUCCAGCUAUGACGCAAACCUCGAUUGCUGCUGCCUGUUCAUCAAGGUGUACCAGGGCAUGCAGCUUGUGUGCACCUCGGGAGUCUACGACGUGCAGCAGGGGAGCACGGCGCAGCUCUGCAUCGGCAUCCAGCCGGCGCUCAUGCUCAAGGGGGACAUCCUGGUGAAGUGCUACCACAAGCGGUUUGGCAGUGCGGGCCGGGACGAGGUCUUCCGAGUCCAGUUCCACACAGGGGCCGUGCAGGGCCUGCCGCUCUGCUUCGCAAAACACGAACUGGAUCACGCAAACACCGAUGAGAGGUUCCCACAGCAAGGAAAGGUGGAGUUCAAGCUGUCCACGAGGCCAGAGUCAUCCAAAGACUGCGUGGAGCUGCCGAACGGGCCCGGGGUGCGAGUACGCUACGGGUCGUCGGACCCGCUCGUCCGCUGGGACUCCUACGAGAGCUUCGUGAACGCGCACAGAGACAGCGACGUGGCGCGGGGCCCUCUAGACGGCGGCCUGUACGCCAGCGUGCGCAGCACCGCACGCUCGCCGCACCGACGCGGCCCCGGCCCCACCACCAACAACAACAACGGCGCAGGCGCCGGCACGCUGAGCCUCGGCGGGGGACGGCCGGGAGCGCACCAGCAGCACCAGCAGCAGCAGCAGCACCAGCAGCACCACCAGCAGCAGCAGCAGCACCAGCAGCACCAGCAGAACCAGCAGCAGCAGCACCAGCAGCACCAGCAGCACCAGCAGCAGCACCAGCAGCACCAGCAGCAGCACCAGCAGCAGCAGCACGCUCGCUCCCGUAGCGCCGACUCGGGGAACUCGUCGGCGUCCGCCAGGACGGACCACACGGACCGCGUGCCGCCCUCGCCCCGGCGGGGCGACCCCGCGGCCAUGGCGGGCCGCGCCGGCAGGCCCGGCGGAGGCUUCGGCGGAGUCGCCGGCGCCGGCGGUCGCUACACGGUGCCGGCGCUGGUGCACGUGAACGGUGGCGCCGCGGGGGCCCCCGCGCUGCGGGAGACGGACAUCCUGGACGACGAGCCGGGGUACUCGCCGGCGCCGGCGACGCCGGAUCCCCGGCAGGCGUCGGCAAAGGCGCACUACUACGGGUACCGGCCGCCCGCGGCGCAUGAGGCCCGGGUCUCCUUCCAACAGCAGCCGUCGCCGCCGCCGCCGCCGGAGCACUACCGGCACUACCAGCCGCUGCAGCAGCCACAGCAGCUGUACCAGCUGGAACAUUACCAGCUGCACCAGCAGCAGCAGCAGCUGCAGCGGCAGCCGAGCGGCCACGCAGCGGUGCCCGAGAGCUGGGGCUGGCUCCCGGCGGGCGCCGGCGAGGCGUCGCGUGAGUGGAACGCGGCGCCGGCUGGCACGGACGCGAGCGUGGCGCAGCUCAACCUGCUCAUGCUGGACCUCGACCCCGGAUUCUUGAUGCCGGCGGCCGGGACCCACGGGGGCCACGGGGAUCACGGGGAUCACGGGGGCCACGGGGAUCACGGGACCCACGAGGGCCACGGGGGCCACGGGGAUCACGGGACCCACGGUGGCUACGGCAGCACGAGCGGAGGAGGAGCGUCGCCGUGCGGAGAGUACAACGCCAUGCUGCAGGGGAGGCUGGAGAGUGGCAGCUCCCCACUCCCCACUCUGCGACUCCGCUCGCACUCCGCGCCCGGGCCCCGGCCUAUGGGGCCCGGGCUGCAGACCCGGGUGGAGUCCAUGCGGAGGAGAGCCGCCAGCGUGGGGCCCCGGGAAGACGGAGAGGCCGAGGGGGGUGGGGCCGCAGGGGCCCACCACGACGCGGCCUGCGUGCCGGUGAGCGAGCGGGCACCCCGCGAGGAGUACGGGGCCCCGUUGGGAGCCCACAGGGGGCCGAGCCCCUACUCCCACUCGCCGACUCAGGGGUACGCGACGGGGCCCCCCACGCCCACGUUCCCCGUGGCGCCUCCGACUCCCUACACACAGCUGAGAAGCCACUCGCGACCGCUCGCCUACAGCCCCGGCGAGGACUCCCCCAUCGGUUCGCCCCCCUCGUUGACCGGCGCGGGUCAGCUGAGCAGCCCUGCCGCAUUCGCCUCACACAGCAGCGGCAGCAGCAGCAGCCUGGAGAGGGGCUCAUCGGUUCAUCAGCAGCAUCAUCAUCAGCAGCCGCAGCUGCAGCAGCCCCCGCUGCGCAUGGCGACCCCCUCCCCGGACUUCUCCGGCUACUUUGCCGAAGGCUCCGUGGGAUUCGGCGACGCGUUCGGCACCGCCCAGGCCUACCCCUCCAGGGCCCGCGCCAGCCCCGGCCCUCGCCUGGGCGACCUGACCGACGGCCCCCCCGACGGGCCCCGGCACCGUCUCGGCGGCCACCCCGGCCAUCACCCGGCGGGGCCCGCGGGGGCCGGGGCGUGGCGAGGGGGGCCGGCGGGGCCCGGGUUUGGCGGCCCGGCGACGCCGGACAGCCCUCGGCCGUGCCGGCGGAACGUUGCCACGAACACGCCGCCAUCGGCGUCGCCGGCGCCCGCCAGCCCCGGCGGCGGCGGCGGCGGCACGGUCUGGCGCGACGGCGGCCCCGGCGGCCCCGUGCCGCGCAACGGCAGAGCCAGUCCCGAGCCGCGCAGGGUGGCGGGCGGCGCGGUGGCGAUGGCGCCGCCGUCUCCUCCGCGCCGCUCCGGCCCGUCUCCCGUGCCGCCGAUGUACACGCCGACCGGCGGUAUCGGCGGGUACCCGGGGUUCGAGACCGGAGCGCCGUCGGCGCUGUCGUGGGAGGGGGCCUGGGCCGGCCGGCACGGGGCGGCGUCGGCGGGUUACGACGGCGCCGCCGCCGCACCGGCGGGCUCGCCGCCGUCCACCGGGCCGUCCACGCCGAGCGGCAGCUUCGCCAACGUGUCGACCGAUUACGCCGGGGGGGGCCUCCCGCAGCACGACACGUUCAAGUACUCGAGCGGCGGCUCGCUGUCAGGCGACAUGAGUGCCAAGACGAGGGCCAACGUGAAGUUCGUUCAGGACACCUCCAAGUACUGGUACAAGCCCGAGAUGUCCCGCGACCAAGCGAUCGCGGUGCUGCGGGAGCGUGAGCCCGGCGCAUUCGUGGUGAGAGACAGCCACUCGUUCCGCGGGGCGUACGGCCUCGCCAUGAAGGUGGCGACCGCACCGCCCGGCGUGCCGCAGCCCAACAAGACCGGAGACGGCACCAGCGAGCUGGUGCGUCACUUCCUCAUCGAGUCCUGCGCCAAGGGGGUGCGGCUCAAGGGCUGCCCCAACGAGCCGGUGUUCGGGAGUCUGACGGCGCUGGUGUACCAGCACUCCAUCACGCCACUCGCCCUGCCCUGCAAGCUCGCCAUCCCCUCGCACGACCCCCUGGACGUGGCGCUGGAACCCGUGGCGCGGGAGCCGACAGCGAGCCCACCAGUGGUGCCCAGCUCUGUCUCCGAGCUCCUGCGGCAGGGGGCAGCGUGCAAUGUCCUCUUCCUGGGCGUUGUGGAGAUGGAGUCGCUCACGGGCCCGCUGGCCGUGGGCAAGGCCGUGAGCGAGACGCUGACGCAAAGUCCCGCACCCACGCCCACCGUCGUCCACUUCAAAGUGUCGGACCAGGGCAUCACGCUCACGGACAACCAGCGCAGGUUGUUUUUCCGAAGGCACUACCCUGUCUCCACGGUCACCUUCUGCGACCUGGACCCUCAGAACCGACGCUGGAGGAGAGAAAACGGCAACAACGCAGCUGUGUUCGGCUUCGUGGCGCGCAAGCAAGGCAGCGUGUCCGACAAUAUGUGCCACCUCUUCGCCGAGCUGGACCCCGAGCAGCCCGCCUCCGCCAUCGUCAACUUCGUCUCCAAAGUCAUGAUCGGCUCCACCCGCUAGUCCACUUCCUGCUGCCACUCUGCCGACUUCCCGUCAGCUCGCCUCCCCGCCAACCUACAAACGUUUUUUUUCUAAGCCACCUUACCUCCGCUGCCCCCAGCGGGUGCCACCCGCUCGCUCUCACGGCUGUUACGCUGAAGCAUCCUCGGCAGACAUGAUCUAUCUACUGCUGAACGGGGGCCUCCCCGACCUGCCGCGGACUGCACGCGUAUACGGUUCCCAGAGGCAGGCUGCAGCGGGUGAGGAUUGGGUGACCGUACUGUGCCGAUGAGUCCUUGCCAGGACGAAACUGGCGCGUCGCGCGCGGUGUCUGUCGCCGCGUCGUUACGCCCUCAGCAGCUGCCGUUUCCGCUUCUUUAAGGGGUCGGCGUCCCACGCAUUUCCGAUCAGCGCGUCGCAGCGAGUCUCGGACGCUGGCAAGCGAACGCACGCGCGCUAAGUCUUUAGGGGCGUCGAUCGCGUAGCUUUUCUGAAUGAAUUCCUCUGCAACUCGGGAGGAGAGUUAGGACGCCGCUCCUCACGGCCGGUGCGAGGGGGGCGACCGUGGGCAGAGAGAGGCUGGC